CAAAUAAUGAGCAAUCGAUGAAAGAAUCAAAUGUGUCAUUUAGAUUAACUUUUUUCAAAUAAAAUUCCAUUUCAAAAAAUUAGAAAAACUUUUUUAUUUACCGAUUUCAAUCCGGGUCUGCAGUGUUCGGUCAAUAUAGUCGAAAUUGUUUUGGCGCUUUAAACCUUGGUUUUUGAGAAAGUUUUGGAAAUUGAAAAAACUGAUUAAAAUUUUGAUUACACCACCAUGACGACGCCGAAAAGUGCCUCAAUUGUUGCUCCCCAAGAGAAAGGAACCGAAGACAAAGUUGCUGAUGUGACAAUGGAUUCCAUCGAUAUUUCAAUUAAAAUCAAUCCUGAUGAUAGCAUUGUGGUAUCUAGCGCAAAUGAAUCAUUCGAAAAGCCAAUGGCUAAAAAACGGAUUAAACUUUCCAAAGAAGAUAGUGCUCGGAUCAAAGCUGAAAAGGAAAAAUUACGAGAAGAACGAAUACAAUUACAAAUCGAAAAAGAAAAAGCCAAAUUGGAAUUGGAAAAAGUUCGUAUAGAAAAGGAAAAAAUGAAAAUGGAACGAGAAAAACAAAUUCUUGAAGAACGAGAAAAGAAACAAAAUGAACUACAAAUGAAGAUGCAGAUGAAGGAAAAACUUAGAAAAGAAAGAGAAGAAGAAAAAGCUCGCAAACAAAAACAAUUGGAAGAAAAACAAGCCAUCAUUGAGGAAGAGAAUAAGAAAAAAGAAUUGGCAAAGUUGACCGAAAAUAAAAAACUGGAAAAAAGUCGAGCAUUUAUUAUGAAUUUUCUCAAAAAACCCAAUACAAGUUUCAGUGAAAAUAGUGAUCCAAAUACUGAUAUGAAUCGAACAUUGUCGACAACAGAUAAUGAAAUCGAUUGUGGUGAAGAAUAUUUAUUUGUUCCAGAAAAUCUAUUCAAUUCAUUUGAUCCUGAUCAAUUUGAUCGUUCAAUCAUUAAUCAGAAUGAAUCUAUCGAAAAUUUAUAUCUUGCUUGUUUAUUGUCCGGUAAAAAAGUUCCAUAUCAAUCAAUUCCAAACAUUCAAUCAUCAUCGAUUAAUGGCGAUGAUGAAUUGCCUGAACAAUAUCAUUUAAAUAAUUAUAUUUAUCUGAAAUUCUAUGAAAAUCUUAAACCACCAUAUUUUGGACCAAAACCAUUGACCACUGAAAUUGAUGGUCGACGACCAUUUAUCAAAUUAGAAUCAUUAGAUUAUGAAGUGGAUAGCGAUGAAGAAUGGGAUGAAGGUGGACCAGGUGAAAGCCUAAGUAACACUGAUUCUGAACCUGAAGAAAAAGAUGAUUAUGAAAUUGAUAAUGAAUUUUUUGUACCACAUGGUUAUCUAUCUGAUGAUGAAUUCAAUAUGAAUUCUGAUCUUGCCAUAAAUAAUGAUAAUAAUGAUAAAUCACAAAAAAAUACAGGUCCAUUAACUAAAGAACAAACAUUGCUCAAUGAACGAAAUCGUAUUGGUGAUAAAUUAGCACCACAAAUGAUUGGAUGUUUUUGGACAUCAACAUCAUCAUCGUUGGAACAUCAACUAUUCGGCCAAGAUAAAUUGAAAUUUUUGGAACAAUUUAAAAUUUGUCCAAUACCACUGCCACCGAUUGUUAGCAAACAAUAAUUUAAUGGUUGAUGUAAUUUCAAUUAAUUUUUCAA
Dermatophagoides pteronyssinus (European house dust mite) is the source of this 1637-nucleotide messenger RNA. RefSeq lists its product as uncharacterized. Gene Ontology annotation, biological process: nucleosome assembly. NCBI's taxonomy places the organism in Eukaryota, Metazoa, Arthropoda, Arachnida, Sarcoptiformes, Pyroglyphidae. Gene Ontology annotation, cellular component: CAF-1 complex; nucleus. The record is from RefSeq and is a predicted model, not a curated record.